GAUUUCAGACUUCUUCAGCUUUUCCUCGGGAUGUUACACUUCGCUGCUGAGGGCUGCUGGGUUUGCUCCAGAGCUCUGCUCCACACUCUGGGCCCGGAAAGCUGCACCCUUUCUCUGCGAUCCCUCGGUUCCUCUCCUGCCCUGCAGCCCCUCGUGCUCCUCCAGGACUGGAAGGCUCUUGCAGACGAGCACACCCCCACGGCCACAGGAUGAAGGUUUGGAUCAUUAUGACCCUGGUUCUCCUCUGUGAGGAGUUUCAAAAUGGCCUCAGCCAGCAGGGUAAUCCCCGGAAAGAAGGAGGCAGGAGACAGAAGAACAGGUCUGGAAAGAGGAAGGAGAGCGAGUCCGCGGGCAAGGGCCAGUCCAUCCUCACCCAGGUCCUGGAUAAGGGGCGUUUCCUCAGGCUGGUCGACUCCUUGACGCUCAGCUCCGGGAAGGACCUUGAGCUGCGUUGCAAAGGCAGCCGGAUCGGAUGGGCGUAUCCGACGUACCUGGACACCUUCAAGGACUCCAGGCUCAGCAUCAGGCAGCAGGACAAGUACAGCCAGCUGAUCCUCACGUCCCCGGUAGCCGCGGACACUGGGGAGUUCAGCUGCUGGGCCCUGCUCUGUGAUGGCGACGAGUGCACCAGGGACACGGACAGGACCUCCAGCGCGUACAUCUACUUCACAGACAAGGAUGAACUGUUCGUCCCAUCGACAACCCAUUUUGACAUCAUCUACCUUCGGCCUGACAAGCCCUCCGUCAUCCCCUGUCGAGUUACCAGCCCUCUGGCCAAGGUGACGCUGCACAGAGAGGUGCCCCCGGGGGAGGUGUCUGUGGAUGGGACCCAGAUCUCCUACAACCCCAGGAAAGGCUUCAUCAUCCAGCAGCCCAGCCUGGAGGACACUGGCAUAUUCUACUGCAAGGCUGUCUCCCGCAGUACACCACAGAUGUCAGUCAAGUACCAGCUGCUCUACGUAGAAGUUCCAAGCGGCCCCCCCUCCGUGACAAUUGAAGCCUCCUCAACGACAGUGGGUGGGGGCGACAACAUCAACGUCACCUGCACGGUUCUUGGGGAUCCAGAUGUGGACGUGGACUUUGUGUGGACCUUCCCCGGACAGGAUCAGAGACCUGUUAGCAUUACAGAAGCCUGGAGACUGAUAAACAGAGGCUCCGGACACACAACUCGCAUUUCACAGAGUGUGAUCGCUGUUGAAGAUAUCGAGACUAUAGACUUUGGAGACUACAUCUGCACAGCCAAAAAUAUUCAUGGAGAGACCUCUGUGGCUGCCCAGGUAGCCUCUUAUUAAUAAUAUGAUUGUGAGAAAAAGAUGGCAACAUAGUAUUGGUUCCUCUUUGUAUCACCAUUGUUUUCCAGCAUUACAAUUCCUGCAAUGUGGCGGCAUUUGCGUUUGUUAAUAAUGUCACUCAAGCCGUCGAAGGGGUUCAUUUUUCCCAAACAAAAUCACAAGUGCAGCGUUCAAUAAGUACUCCACUCCACUGUCAAGCUGUGGAAAAAAAGACUCAGAGGCUGUUGUCAAGAAGAGGGUUAUUAUUUGAUUUGACUUCACUGCGGGGUUUUUGAAGAAAGGGAAAUAAAAAGUAAGGUUAUAAGAUCUUUUUAAAAAAUAAAACAAAUGGGCCUUCUAGAGCAGUACAUUUCAGCCCAGUAAAUAAAGAACCUACAGUACUUUAAAAAAAAUCUCCAAUUACAUACUUCCUGGCACAGCAAAUUGCAUGUGUUACUGUUUGACUUGUCAUUUCAAAAACACGAAAAAAAGCUUUUGUGGAGUACCACCCCCCCACCCCACAUAAGGUACAGCAAAAUGCUUGGAAUCUGAAUGCUUUUUACUGAGGAAUUCCAACCAGCUGGGUGGAAAUCGUUCUGAUAAUUCCAAUUUAGAAAAAGAGAAAAUUCACCCUGUAAGCUACCAACAGCCUACUGCUUUAUUCGAGUCGUUUGGAAUUUUCUGCUUGAAAAACUACCUUUGAGACCAGCUCUUGGAACACAAGAGUGAAAUAUGCACAACUGCACAAGCAUUCCAGUUUCUGGCAGAAACAUGAAAAAUAGUUGAUGGUUGAGCUGUGCUUGAAGUACGCCUGGUGCUAAUUGACUCCUUAUGUGGAAUGCAGGCACAAGCCUGACUGUUUCGGAUUCAACAUACUGUAUUUCUAUUCUACUCCCAAAGCACAGAACCCACCCUGCCACUUCAGUUUGUCGGGACUGUACCGAAAUGGUUCUGGUGAAAACAAUUUACAGUAUUUAAUGUACAAUAUUUGACUAUCACUUGGUUAUUAUAAAAUACUCCUGAAUAAAAUAUUAGAACAUGAAAA
Lepisosteus oculatus (spotted gar) is the source of this 2316-nucleotide messenger RNA. RefSeq names its product platelet-derived growth factor receptor-like (gene pdgfrl). Lineage: Eukaryota; Metazoa; Chordata; Actinopteri; Semionotiformes; Lepisosteidae. The record is from RefSeq and is a predicted model, not a curated record.